Messenger RNA from Aspergillus terreus NIH2624, 651 nucleotides. Its product is annotated as GTP cyclohydrolase I. The transcript has 2 exons. Bases 1 to 651 code for a protein of 216 amino acids. NCBI's taxonomy places the organism in Eukaryota, Fungi, Ascomycota, Eurotiomycetes, Eurotiales, Aspergillaceae. Gene Ontology annotation, molecular function: GTP binding; zinc ion binding; GTP cyclohydrolase I activity. The record is from RefSeq and is a predicted model, not a curated record. Gene Ontology annotation, cellular component: cytoplasm. Gene Ontology annotation, biological process: tetrahydrobiopterin biosynthetic process; tetrahydrofolate biosynthetic process.
AUGCCAAAGAAACAUCAGUCACUAAGAGAGCUUCUGAUAUCCUUGUUUAGUGGCCGAGAUUCCACCCGUUCUUUGCCACACGACUCUGACUCUUACCGGCUAUGCCGCGAACCACAAAAACAUUCGGAGCGGCCAUCGGAAGAAGAGGAUGAAAAAGUUGAGAAGAUCGCAAAAGCUGUACGCACCAUUCUUGAAUGCGUGGGGGAAGAUCCGGGGAGAGAAGGCCUACGUGCGACUCCAGAGAGAUAUGCCAAAGCUAUGCUAUACUUUACCAAAGGAUAUUCUGAGAAUAUUUUCGACCGGGCCAACGGAGCCAUUUUCCAUGAAGACUACAAGGGUCUCAUUGUUAUGCAUAUUGGGUACAUCCCUGAUGGCCGCAUCCUGGGUCUCUCGAAAAUGGCACAUCUGGCUGAGGUGUUCUCUCGGAGGCUCCAGGUUCAAGAACGCCUUACCGAACAGGUUGCCAUAGCUGUCUUCAACGUGCUUAAACCCCAGGGUGUUGGGGUAGUCAUGGAGUCCUCCCACUUAUGCAUGAUCAUGCGUGGUGUUCAGAAGGUCAGAAGCACUACGACGACCAGUUACAUGGUUGGAAGCAUGCAGUCGAACCCGAAGGCUAGGGAAGAGUUCUUGACGCUCCUUCAUCUAAGGUAA